AAAAAAAAAUUAAGAGAGAAAAAAAAAAGCACGGAAGAAUUGGGAAGGCUAGCUCCAACAACAAACAAACAACAAUGGGAGAGACUAGGGUCUGGUUGGAUUUUUCUCUUCUUCUUUCUCCAUACUUGAAGUAAUCCAACGUCCAACCCUGGCUCGAAUUAGAAAAAGAAACAAAAAAAAAUGUUGAACAUUACUUCAUACGUUGCUGGCCUUUUUUUGAAAUAAACUUAUUUCUAGCUCUAGCCAUCCUUUCUUCUUGAUAACAGGUUACAGGGAACCUAAUAGCGGGUCGAACGACAAACGAACGACGACAAACUCCCCCACACAUAGAAAAGCCAUUUACUGGGGGUUGAAAGAAAAGGUGCUUGAGCUUCACGGCGGGGAGCUUCUUUUCGAGGAACUUGUCGGUGGGAUCGCUGGUUGAUUUUAUUGUCCUUCUUUUGCUCAAAGAACAGCUUCUUUUCGCAGUUUCGCAGUUGUCAUUUUGCCAGCCUAGGGUUCCCUCCCUCUCAACUCAGCAGAGACCGAAACCACCUACUCCCCCCAAACGCUGGCACGAACCUUUCGUGGCUUGCCUCACAAAAACGAUUUCCGGUCCCUCCACACCCACGCAUACAUACGAUAACCACGGUUAAAAAAAUAAUGGUCGUCAUACAGGGCCGCCAUCGAGGCGCCAGGCAAUAUAGCGUUCCCAGCGUAUUACCUCUUCUUUUGGCAGCAUGCCUGUUCCUCGGACCGGCAAAUGCCUCUGUUGGUGACAGGUUACCAGAAUUCCGGGAUUGCGUUCAGGUCUGCAUGCGCGAGAACUGCGAAGCUGUCACUUUUGCACACAAGGUCGAGACACCGCUCAUAAACCGUCUCCUCUUCUGGAGCUGCCCGGCCGAGUGCGACUACACGUGUCAGCACAUAAUCACGAGCGACCGCAUCGAGUCCGGUCAGCCCGUGGUCCAGUUCCACGGCAAGUGGCCGUUUUACCGCGUCCUGGGCAUGCAGGAGCCCUUCUCCGUCAUAUUCUCGGCCGGAAACCUCUACGCCCACCUGCUCGGCUUCAGGUGGCUCCGCCGCCACAUCCCCGAGUCGUACCCGCUGCGCAAGUACUACGUCGGCUUCUCCUAUGCGGGCAUUGCCUCGUGGCUCUUCAGCAUCAUCUUCCACACCCGCGACACCAACGCCACCGAGCAGCUCGACUACUUUGCCGCCGGCGCCAGCGUGCUGUACGGUCUGUACCUGGCCGUCAUCCGCAUAUUUCGCCUCGACCGGCCCGGCUCCACCGACGGCGGCAAGACGCCCACCGGUAACGCUUCAUCCUCAUCCUCGUCCUCUUCGCCCUCGACCAGCACCACCACCACGCCGCGCGCCAUCCGCCUCUGGACCGCCGCCUGCCUGACGGCCUACGGCUGCCACGUCGCAUACCUCAAGCUCGUGCGUUGGGACUAUGGCUACAACAUGGCCGCCAACGUCUGCGUGGGCCUGGCGCAGAACGUCCUGUGGAGCGCCUUCUCGUACCGCAAGUACAAGAGGGAGGGCAGGACCUGGGCCACGUACCCGGGCCUGGCAGUCGCCUGGAUCAUGUUGGCCAUGAGCCUGGAGCUCUUUGACUUUCCGCCGCUAUGGGGCGCCCUCGACGCCCACGCGCUGUGGCACUUGGGCACUAUUGCGCCUACUAUUCUUUGGUAUAGCUUUCUGGUUAACGAUGCCCAGGACGACAUGGCAGCAGCAGAAAGAUUCAAGGAUUGAGAGUUUGAGAUUUGCGAGGGAGUUCGUGUACAGAGACGUAAGAAGAAAAGAGAGAGAAAAAAAAGUAAUAUCUCGCGUCUUCAUUUUGCCAAUGCUUAUGAAUGCUGUUGCGUUGGAAUAUAUGCCCCCCUCCGAAUAUACAUAUAUACAUAAUAAUGAAAAACAACCGAAUAGAAAAUAAUACAAGAAAUAUAAACAAA
Molecule: messenger RNA, 1937 nt
Organism: Pyricularia grisea
Lineage: Eukaryota; Fungi; Ascomycota; Sordariomycetes; Magnaporthales; Pyriculariaceae
Exons: 4
Coding region: 643-1737 (364 amino acids)
Biological process (GO): GPI anchor biosynthetic process
Cellular component (GO): endoplasmic reticulum membrane
Molecular function (GO): hydrolase activity, acting on ester bonds
Source: RefSeq, a predicted model, not a curated record